Messenger RNA from Exophiala spinifera, 747 nucleotides. RefSeq lists its product as uncharacterized. Lineage: Eukaryota; Fungi; Ascomycota; Eurotiomycetes; Chaetothyriales; Herpotrichiellaceae. The transcript has a single exon. Bases 1 to 747 code for a protein of 248 amino acids. The record is from RefSeq and is a predicted model, not a curated record.
AUGGGGUCUUCCAGCAACGUUCCCACCUUCGUCUUCAUCACCGGUGCAAACAAGGGCCUUGGCUUGGAGAGUGUGAAGAAACUGGCCGCUGAACAACCAAACUUCCACAUCUUCCUAGGAUCUCGAAGCCUGGAGAAGGGCACACAAGCGGCCAACAGCAUCACAGCCCGGGCGCAAGGCACCACGGUUGAACCUAUUGAGCUCGACGUCAACGACGACUCCUCCAUAAGUGAAGCCGUCAAGUACAUUGGCGACAAAUACGGUCGGCUCGAUGUUUUGCUGAACAAUGCCGGAAUCAUGAUGAUCCCGGGCCUGUCGUUCCGCGAAGAGAUGACGAAGGUCAUCGAAACCAACGCGAUCAGCGCAGCAUGCGUUACGGAGGCCUUUCUCCCGCUGAUGAAGAAAUCGCAGGCCCCGCGGCUUCUCUUCAUGUCCUCAAACUUUGGAUCCAUCACCUACUGCCUGGACUCGACUCAGCCUUUCUACGGCUACGACGCAAAGCCAUACUUCACGUCCAAGGCGGCGAUGAACAUGAUCGGGGCCCAAUACGCAGUGCAACUCGGCAAGGAUGGUUUCAAGGUCAACAUGGUGGAUUCGGGCUUUCGGUCGACCAACCUCAACGGCUUCCAUGAACUUGGAGGCGUACCUAGUGAGGGUGUCCUCGAAGCGUGCCGGUUGAUCGUCGACACCGACAAGAACGGCCAACACGGCACCUUCACAUCGAAUGAGAAGCAACAUCCGUGGUAG